AUGGACUCCUUGCCCUUCCGUCUGGUGCGGCCGAUGAACCGGCUGACACAGCUGGCCCUCAUGAAGCACUUGCGGCGUAAUUCAGAGCUGCUGACGACGUUCAACGCCAAGUUGAUUCAGCGGUAUGCCCUUCUCGACUAUGUGGAUCAUCGUGUAAUGCUGGAGCACCUUGCGGAGAAGGCGCAGCGGCCGCCUACGCCAGCGGUGCUGCUAGGUCUUCGACAGACACUGCAGGCCGUUCAGCGCUUCCCGCUUGAGCUGGAGGCCGAGAAACGCGCAUUCGAGGCCGCGUUGCUGGAGUCCGUUCUCGCCACACCGGCGGACACGCUGUCGUCUGUGGAGUACGUUGCCUUGUGGUCCUUCGCCACGCAAAUCACCGCGUGGAAUGACGUGUUGCGGCUAUCAAGCACCUUCCCGUUGCAGAGCACCCUCUCCCUUCAGAGCGAGAGGGAGUUUCGCGCCAUGCUGAACCAAAUGCUCAUGUCGGCUGUUCCCGUUUCAUCCACGCCUUCUGCGUCAUCCUCGGUAUCGCCCGUCGAUGACUCGCAGCCGCGUGGUGUGCAGUUGCUGAGGGAAUUGGUGGGGGAGACUACGGUCCUCACACGCGCAUUUGAGGGCCUCGCGGCGAGUGAUGCCUGCUGGACGGAACGGGAGUUUGCCGUAUGCACUUUUGUUGGUGUUGUGCACGCCUUGGGGCGGUGGCCGAGCGAUCGCAUCCCUGAGGCAGCUGCGUGGAAACGGCUUGCCCUGCACCCCACCACCUUCCACGAUGUGGAUCUGCACCAGCUGCUGCGGAUGUUAGUGCGGGUGUACAGCCCAGUGGUUCCAGAGUACGUGCGGGAGUCGCUGGCAGAGGCCUUUAGCACAGACUUGUGGCGCUGCUACUCUGAGCUUCCAAACGCACCGGUGGCCGUGUUUUUCGGGUUGGGGGAGUUGCAGCUGCGGUUCCCCACCGACGCUGCGGCAGACAAGCCAGCGGGCGGUAGUGACGCGAAGGCGACUCCGGAGGUUGCAACGACAAACACUGCACAUGGGCAGCUGCAAAAGACACUGCGGCGGCUGCAUGAAAGUGCUGUGGCGAAGCAAUUCCGCAAAGACGGACAGCCGCUGAGUCUCGUGGUACUCAUCAAUCUUCUUGUCGGUAACACAUUCCUGCAAGUGCACGGCGACCUUGUUUACGCCGUCAUUGCGGCGUUGAAGAAUACAUUGGAAAACACCUUGUCAUCAACGUCCCCAUCACAGCAGUCGUUGACGUCGUUGCAGGCGGCUAUUAUCGCCGCAUGCCUAGAUAAAGUGCAGCAUACCUUGACGGAGCCCCUUGCCGCUUCUGAUACACAGGCGUCAAAUGCACGCAAGGACGUCGAAGUGAUUGCGAGGCUGCUGGUGCCGCUGGUUAGUUACAUGCACCUAAGGGAACGGGGCUCUGCGCGAUGUGUGUCGAUGUUGCUCUGUGACUGCCCGCGCUGGACGAGAGAGUGGGGCCUGGAAGAUGGAUGUCUGCGGCUGCUGCGGGAACACGCACAGGACGGGUUCACCAGGGCACAACUGCAGAGGAUUAUGGACUGCGACAGUCGCGGUCUUUUGUCGCUUUCGGCAGAGGUGAAAAGGAGCCUUGAACAGCAGGCCGCGGUAUUGCCGCGCAGGUUAUAG
Trypanosoma rangeli is the source of this 1650-nucleotide messenger RNA. RefSeq lists its product as uncharacterized. Bases 1 to 1650 code for a protein of 549 amino acids. The transcript has a single exon. NCBI's taxonomy places the organism in Eukaryota, Euglenozoa, Kinetoplastea, Trypanosomatida, Trypanosomatidae. The record is from RefSeq and is a predicted model, not a curated record.